AUGGCUCAAGAAGAAAAUAUCUUUCUUAAGCAAAAAGAAAUUAAUAAUUUUAGUCAAAUUCUUCAACAAAAUAUUAUUAUAUCUAAUUCCAAGAUAAUUAGAGAAAAAAGUUCUUCUAUUAAUGUUUUAUCUAUUAAUAGUGAAACAGAAAAAAUAAUAAAAACAAUUAAAAAUAUUGAUAUAUUAGAUUCUAAUAAUCAAAAUACAUAUUGUGAAGUUGUGAGUAAAUAUAGUCAAGUUGUAAAUUAUGAUGAAAAUGUAUUAGAAAAUUGGUUGCUUUUUGAUAAAUUAGAUAAUAUUUAA
Molecule: messenger RNA, 303 nt
Organism: Dentiscutata heterogama
Lineage: Eukaryota; Fungi; Glomeromycota; Glomeromycetes; Diversisporales; Gigasporaceae
Source: the annotation of a GenBank genome assembly